GGAGAGCACCUAUGGCUGGAGACCAAUGUCUCAGGAGAUCUCUGCUACCUGGGCGAGGAGAGCUGCCAGGUCAAAUUUGCGAAAUCUGCCCUCCGGAGGAAGUGUGCGGUGUGUAAAAUUGUGGUCCACGCAGCCUGCAUGGAGCAGCUGGAAAAGAUUAAUUUCAGGUGCAAACCCACAUUCCGGGAAGGGGGAUCCAGAUCUCCGAGAGAGAACUUUGUCCGCCAUCACUGGGUGCACAGGAGACGACAGGAGGGAAAAUGCAAGCAGUGCGGUAAGGGGUUCCAGCAGAAGUUCUCCUUCCACAGUAAAGAGAUUGUGGCCAUCAGCUGCUCCUGGUGCAAACAGGCGUUCCACAAUAAGGUGACCUGCUUCAUGUUACAGCACAUCGAAGAGCCGUGUUCACUGGGGGCCCACGCCGCCGUCAUCAUCCCGCCCACGUGGAUCAUUAAGGUGAAGAAAACUCAGGUGGUCUCCAUACCAGGAGACGAACCUGAUUGGGAGGGAGACUGGAGCUCCCCAGAGAAAACGGGAGUCUCCCCCCCGAAUGGGGAGGGUUGGCAGAAUUCGCUCAAGGCCUCGAGUCGGAAGAAGAAGAGGACGUCCUUCAAGAGAAGAGUCAGCAGGAGGGGCGCCGAAGAAAACCGAGGCCGCCCGUUUGUGGUGAAGCCCGUCUCCUCCCCGCUCAUGAAACCGCUGCUCGUGUUUGUGAAUCCCAAGAGUGGAGGGAACCAGGGGACCAAGGUUCUCCAGAUGUUCAUGUGGUUCCUGAAUCCGCGUCAGGUUUUCGAUCUCUCUCAGGAAGGGCCAAAAGAUGCGCUGGAGCUCUAUAGAAAAGUGCCCAACCUACGGAUCCUGGCCUGCGGUGGGGAUGGAACGGUGGGCUGGAUCCUCUCUGUCCUGGAUGAGUUGCAGCUCAGUCCCCAACCACCCGUGGGGGUCCUGCCACUGGGGACGGGCAACGACCUGGCCCGCACUCUCAACUGGGGAGGGGGUUACACCGACGAGCCCGUCUCCAAGAUCCUCUGCCACGUGGAAGACGGGACGAUAGUCCAGCUGGACCGCUGGAACCUGCAUGUGGAGCGGAACCCAGACCUGCCUCCAGAAGAGCUCGAUGAUGGUGUCCAUAAGCUUCCCCUCAGCGUCUUCAAUAACUACUUCAGCCUCGGAUUCGAUGCCCACGUCACGCUGGAAUUCCAUGAGUCGCGAGAAGCAAAUCCGGAGAAAUUCAACAGUCGGUUUCGGAAUAAAAUGUUUUAUGCGGGGGCCGCCUUUUCUGAUUUCCUGCAGAGAAGCUCCAGGGAUUUAUCCAAACAUGUAAAAGUUGUGUGCGAUGGAACGGACCUCACCCCAAAGAUUCAGGAGCUGAAGUUCCAGUGUAUAGUGUUUUUAAAUAUACCUAGGUAUUGUGCGGGCACAAUGCCGUGGGGAAACCCAGGAGAGCAUCGAGAUUUUGAACCUCAGCGUCAUGAUGAUGGCUAUAUUGAGGUCAUUGGGUUCACCAUGGCCUCUUUGGCCGCCCUGCAGGUGGGAGGCCACGGAGAGAGGCUGCACCAGUGCCGGGAGGUGACCCUCCUCACGUACAAACCCAUCCCCAUGCAAGUGGACGGGGAGCCCUGCAGGCUGGCCCCUGCGCUCAUCCGCAUCUCCCUGAGGAACCAGGCCAACAUGGUGCAGAAGAGCAAGAGGAGAACGUCCGUGCCUUUGCUGAAUGACAUCCAUAAGGUGCAAACUGUUGACCUGCGAAGAGUCUCCGCCCCCCCUGAUUCCUUCACCACGUCUCCUGACUCCCAGGCCCAUACUUGUUCUACGAAGCCACGCUCCUUUUCCUCUACCGUCUGGUCUUCGCCGACCGAAUGCCCCCAGUCCGUCCCGGACCGCCUGCGGAUCCGCGUGAACAGGAUUAGUUUACAGGACUACGAGGGACUGCACUACGACAAGGAGAAGCUCCGGGAAGCUUCCCUCCCUUUGGGCAUUAUAGUUGUCCGAGGAGACUGUGACCUGGAGACGUGCCGAAUGUACGUUGACCGCCUACAUGAGGCAUCGAAUGUCAUAUCAUCAUCACCAUCAUCAUCAUCAUCACACCGCCAAAUCAACCCAGUCAGUCAUCGCCACCAGGGCCGGCUUCAGAUGGACCUGCAGUCGGUUUCCUCUGGUACCCAGAGAGUUCAUUACCAGGACCAGGAAACCGUGUUCCCAAGGGCGCUGUCAGCCCAGAGACUUUCCCCACGCUGGUGCUUCCUGGACGCCACUUCUGCCGAUCGCUUUUAUCGAAUUGACAGAUCUCAGGAACAUUUGCACUUUGUGAUGGAGAUUUCGCAGGAUGAGAUUUUUAUCCUGGAUCCAGAUAUGGUGGUGGCGCAGCAGGGGGGGACAUCUCCGGGGAUGCCCGAUCUGGUGGUGGAGCAGGCUUCUGGAAUGCCGGACCGGUGGAAUCCCGCUGUGCGGAAGCGCGUGCUGAGCGACAGUGGGUUGGCGAAGAUGACCCCGCACUGUGAGGUGGCAGAGAAGAAGGAAGCCGCCCAUGCCCACACGCUGCAGUCACCGACCUCUUCGGAAGAUCAAGCCCUCUUACAGGCCGUAAUAGCUGGAGAUCUCCUGAAGCUCAUUGAGUGCUGCAGGAAUGGGGGCAGCCUGUCGAUCCGGGGCCCUGACCACUGCUCCCUCCUCCACUACGCAGCCCAGACGGGGAACGGCGACAUUGUCAAAUACAUCCUGGACCACGGUCCUUCCGAGUUACUGGAUAUGACAGACAGCGAAACGGGUGAGACAGCGUUGCACAAGGCGGCUUGCCAGCGGCACCGUGGCGUAUGCCAACUCUUGGUGGAUGCGGGAGCUUCUCUGAGAAAGAUGGAUUCCGAGGGCAAGACGCCACAAGACAGAGCCCGGCAGGCCGGAGACCCGGACUUGGCUUCCUACCUCGAGAGCCGCCAGAACUACCAGAUUAUGGGGCACGAAGACCUGGAGACGGCCGUCUGACACCUCAGCCCGAGGAGGGGCACCUCGUGGAAUCGGCCGGACCCGUGUCCGGGGCAGCAGACCCGGCCGUCCGGGCCGGAGAAGCCGACGGAAUCGACCUGUCUGUCUCCCUCGUGCAGGAUCUCGGAAAAGAGGCCACCGCCUCCUAAGGGCUACUGAGACGGGCCGCGGAUCGGCUGCGCCCUACUCCCCAGCCCGCGGCGGGGAUGAGGCGGGGGGCUACCGUGGAAUACCGUGGUCCCCGAGAUGGGAUCCGUAUUGCUUCCAGCAAGUAGCAUGAACUUCUCCUGUGUUCACCUGUACAAUGUAUUUUAAAGCAACAAAGGAAGAAAUAAAAAGCUAGGAUGUUCC
Messenger RNA from Ornithorhynchus anatinus (platypus), 3330 nucleotides. RefSeq names its product diacylglycerol kinase iota (gene DGKI). The coding region runs from base 139 to 2979 and encodes 946 amino acids. Gene Ontology annotation, cellular component: nucleus. The record is from RefSeq and is a predicted model, not a curated record. Gene Ontology annotation, molecular function: protein binding; ATP-dependent diacylglycerol kinase activity. Lineage: Eukaryota; Metazoa; Chordata; Mammalia; Monotremata; Ornithorhynchidae. Gene Ontology annotation, biological process: lipid phosphorylation; diacylglycerol metabolic process; regulation of synaptic transmission, glutamatergic. The transcript has 35 exons.